AUGACUUCAAAAUGCAAUGGAUGUAUGCAAACACUCACAAAAAAGAAAGAAUUAUCGUGUACGCAUUGCCCUAAAAAAUAUCAUUAUGCCUGUCUUAAUAUAAGUGAAAUUAAUUUUAGAAAAACGUCCAAUAAAUUUUUAAAGUCUUUCAAAUGCCCUGCGUGUGUAACAACAGAAAAAAAGGUCGAUAACUCUAAUACACCCGCUAAAUCUCACUUAAGCUCACCGGAUUCUGAUACAUGCAAAAAUGAUAAAUUUAUGCUUGAAGAUUUGGAAAGCUUUCUGGAUAAAAGAUUAUUUGAUUUUAAAAAUGCCAUCAUUGCUGAAAUUAAGAAUACAAUUGUGUCUGAAUUAAAUAACAACAUGAAGGAAAUCUCCCAAGAGUUGCGGUCUAUAGCUGACUCCCAUUCCAAUUUACAGACUGAACACUACAAAUUAAAUGAAGAAUACAUGACCCUGAAGAACAAUGUAAUUAACUUAGAAGAAUAUUUAAAUGAUCUUCGCUGUCAGAUUUCCAGACAGCAGCAGUGGUCGAGACAACAGAAUAUUGAAGUUUUAGGUGUUCCGGAAGUAAAAAAUGAGAAUCCAAAAGAUAUAAUAAUCAAGAUCUGCAAUCAUGCAGGUGUUCCACUCAAUGAACAGGAUAUCAACUUUGCUAAUAGAGUGCAGCCUUUGAAUCGUAUUGAAGGUCGACCAAGGGUCAUCGUUGCCAAAUUAAGACAGAGAUGUCUGAAAGAUAAUGUGAUUUCUGGUCUGAAAAAAUCUAAGGGCAUCUCAACAAAGGAUAUAGGAUUAACAGGUGAAUCAAAAGUUAACGAUCAUCUUACACCCGAAAAUAAGGCUCUAUACAAAAAACGUAAGCUGAAGGCAACAGAAUUGGCGUACAAAUUUGUAUGGACAAAAAACUGUCAAAUCUUUACCAGAAAGAACGAAAAGUCACCGGUCAUAUCAAUAACUUCAGAAAAAGAUUUAUUGAAAAUAGUUUGA
Messenger RNA from Parnassius mnemosyne (clouded apollo), 987 nucleotides. The record is from the annotation of a GenBank genome assembly. Lineage: Eukaryota; Metazoa; Arthropoda; Insecta; Lepidoptera; Papilionidae.